Molecule: messenger RNA, 1184 nt
Organism: Gavialis gangeticus (Gharial)
Lineage: Eukaryota; Metazoa; Chordata; Crocodylia; Gavialidae
Gene: STXBP6
Product: syntaxin binding protein 6
Exons: 6
Coding region: 186-818 (210 amino acids)
Biological process (GO): exocytosis; Golgi to plasma membrane transport
Cellular component (GO): exocyst; plasma membrane
Molecular function (GO): phosphatidylinositol-4,5-bisphosphate binding
Source: RefSeq, a predicted model, not a curated record
GGCUGCCGAGGCUCAGUGUGAGCAAGGCGGAGGCGGGAGCGGGAGACUUGCCUGGAGCCGCGCGGUGGCAGCUGCGGCGGCGGAGCCCCGAGCCGCGCAGCGCAGCGGGUACGAGCCGGAGCCGGACGGGAAAGCAGAGAGAACAUUAGUUUCCUAUUUUCUGUUCCUGUUAUCUCUGAUCUACAAUGAGUGCCAAAUCUACUAUCAGUAAAGAAAUUUUUGCCCCACAUGAUGAAAGGAUGUUGGGAGCUGUCCAAGUGAAAAGAAGAACAAAGAAAAAGAUUCCUUUUCUAGCAACUGGGGGUCAGGGUGAAUAUUUAACCUACAUCUGCCUGUCAGUGACUAACAAGAAACCCACUCAGGCAUCUAUUACGAAAGUCAAACAGUUUGAAGGUUCCACAUCCUUUGUAAGGAGAUCACAAUGGAUGCUUGAACAGCUUCGUCAAGUCAACGGUAUAGACCCAAAUAGGGAUUCCCCAGAGUUUGAUUUACUAUUUGAAAAUGCUUUUGACCAAUGGGUAGCAAGCACAGCCUCUGAAAAGUGCACAUUCUUUCAGAUUCUUCAUCACACUUGUCAGCGGUACCUUACAGACAAGAAACCAGAAUUUAUCAACUGCCAAUCAAAAAUACUGGGAGGAAACAGCAUGCUCCAUUCAGCAGCAGAUAGUGUGACCAGUGCAGUACAGAAGGCAAGUCAGGCUUUGAAUGAGCGUGGUGAAAGGUUAGGUCGAGCAGAGGAAAAGACAGAGGAGCUGAGAAACACUGCUCAGCAGUUUGCAGAAACUGCACACAAGCUUGCUAUGAAGCACAAAUGUUGAGAAACUGCCUAACAUGGAGAUCUUUCCAAGAGAAACUGAAAAGCUAAGUUCAGCAACUUUUACAGGAGAUCCAAACUUCCACCUGCUUUAUCCUUCCAACUCGGUGAAGAACAGUUAUUUCAGUUACCAUGCAGGAAAUGGUUAAUUCCUACGGUUUUAUGGUUAUCUCACUAAGCAAUGCUGCUGUACCUCCAAAGUUCUUUUUGUUUUGUUACUUAAGCUGUAGUCGGUAUUUUUAGAAACACGGAAAUUGGACCAAAUGACAACCUGGACAGGUUUAAGCUGACAACUUUUUAUCACACAGGAAGAAGUAUUACAUUGGCUACAAGUGGUUUUACUGUAUGGAUAUAAAAUCUAAGUAAUGUU